AUGGAUGAAGAGACUAGGACAGAAGCAGAGUCUGAACAAUCAACUGACAAGGAUGACGAAUGGAAAGAAACACCUGCAGUGAGAGCACCCAACCCCGUGAAAGCUUAUGUGCCACCAAUUCCCUUCCCUCAAAGGUUACAGAGAAAGAAGUUGGAUAAUCGAUUUGCCAAGUUUGUAGAGAUUUUCAAGAAAUUGCACAUCAAUAUUCCAUUUGCAGACACAAUUGCCCAAAUGUCUAGCCAUGCAAAAUUCUUGAAAGAAAUCUCAUCUAACGAAAGGAAGCUGGAAGAACAUAAGACAGUCUGCCUGAAUGGGAAGUGUGCCAUUGUCAAUUUGAUGCCUCUCUCUGUUUACAGGUCUCUUGGAUUGGGAGAAGCAAAACCUAUAACCAUCUCUUUACAACUGGCUGACAGAUCAAUUAAACGAUCAAAGGGAAUUAUUAAAGAUGUGUUAGUCAAAGUUGACAAAUUUAUUUUUCCGGCUGACUUCAUUAUUUUGGACAUGGAGGAGGAUUCAAACAUUCCUCUGACCUUGGGAAGACUUUUCUUGGCUACCGAAAGAGCAUUGAUUGAUGUUUAA
Molecule: messenger RNA, 579 nt
Organism: Olea europaea var. sylvestris
Lineage: Eukaryota; Viridiplantae; Streptophyta; Magnoliopsida; Lamiales; Oleaceae
Exons: 2
Coding region: 1-579 (192 amino acids)
Source: RefSeq, a predicted model, not a curated record